AUGCUUGGAUGGUUCCCUUGCCUGGGUGGAGCUCACAGAUUGUUUACAGAUCCGCCCUGUCACAGGGUGUGGGAAGGUUUGCGCCCGGUGUGGGAAGGCCGGACUAGUGGACAGCAAAAACUGCAUUGUCCUGUGUGCGUUCCUGGGGCGCGCGCCGCCCAGCAACAAGCAGAGAACGCCAUGGGCGUCAUGACCACCCACACAAGCUCUUCUUCCCCUGGCAGUGUGGCCGCUGCUGACCCUACAGUGCCUAUGUCCUGGGGGUCUGCCAUGCUGAAGACCCACAGUUACGUCCGUGCAGAACGGCACGGCGUCACCAUCCAAAAACUGCUUCUCCUCGACAUCGAGAAAAAAAAAUAA
Messenger RNA from Durusdinium trenchii, 360 nucleotides. Lineage: Eukaryota; Dinophyceae; Suessiales; Symbiodiniaceae. The record is from the annotation of a GenBank genome assembly.